This is a messenger RNA of Caenorhabditis sp. 36 PRJEB53466, 4870 nucleotides long. The record is from the annotation of a GenBank genome assembly. Lineage: Eukaryota; Metazoa; Nematoda; Chromadorea; Rhabditida; Rhabditidae.
AUGAUUCUCUUCGUUUGGUCACUGGUCUCUUCUGCAAUUGAGGUGAAUUCAAGCACGUCAUCUGAAUGUUUUCUGAUGUUUUCUUCUUUUUAGGCGGCUCGGAAGCGUCACAUUGCCAACUUCCUGCGUGCCUUAUUAGCCCAACAACGGGUCACUAGAAACUAUGAAAUGCUAAUUUGGAAAACAAUUUCUAGGUAAAGAAUGAAAAUAGAAUGCAUUAUUCCCAUACGAAUGUAUCAUUUUUCCAGAAGCUCAUCACAAUAUUUGAGUGCUCAGAGAGCCAGCUCUUCCAGACUGUACCGCCCGACUAGCGAGCCGAAAUUAGACAGCACACUAGUAUUGCAGACGGAUUUAUUUCAGGUUUUUACAGAAAAGUUUGAGGUAUUUUUAAAACAACUCUUUGCCUUCUGAAAUAUUCAUGAAAUUGUAGACUUACGGGCCAGCGAAUGGAGGUUCUGUCCGUCGCUUUGGCCAUGCGAAGAGGACUCCAUUUAUUUUGUGGUGCACGACGAAUUCAUGGAAAAACGGCAGAGGGAACCGGGAGGGGAGCCCGGAGCUCUCGAGCCAAACCUUUUCAAAGUGAGUGUGAUCAUAAGAAAAGAACAGCGUUGAUAUAUUGCAGCUCCACGAGAAAUGCGAUCGUUUGGCGGUGCACAAAACGAUGACUCGGUGUCUGUACGCGUGCUCUUUCGAAAUGUUCGUGGAUGUCGUUGACGCGUUCUCCGAGAAGCUUCUGAUUGAUGAGCACUUCUCGGUCACACGGAUUUGCAGUGAGUUCUUUCAAACCAGCCUUCACAAAGCAUUCCUUUCUCUAGGUAUGUUCGCCCCUCCGCAAGAGAUCGAACGCCUCUCUUCUUCCGCUCUCCGCCCGGAUCUCCGAACUUCCACCCUUUCGCUCGCAUCUUCUUCCCAAUUGCCCCGUCCUCUUCCGAUUCUUCAACACCUUUUCUGGGGAGAUCGUGCCGGCUCCGCCCCCUUCUCAAUAAAUGAGCGAUACGGUAGUGAGGGCAAUCUCGACGCGUCGCCAAGUCGCAGACAUCCGUAAGUUCGGAGAUAAUCUAAUGGAAAGGGCAAAGUUAUAUUCAAAGUUCAUGUUAAUCCGUUAGCAAUCACAUGUCGAGAAUGGAUUAACAGGGAAGGUGGGGACGGGUACUUCAUCCCAAACAACAUCUUCUGCUACGAGCUCUUUCCUUCCGCCCCCUUUUCCUGCCUAAUGCAAAUCCAAAUCGUUUGCUUCAAACGAAACAACGCUCUUCCGUCCUGAAGUGUCUCUUUUUCGCAGACGUCAUCCCUCUUCUUCCACUAGAAGACGCCGAUAUCGGUCCUACAACUCACCCGAAAUGAACGAUUCUGAGCAAGCCAACGCGAACAAUUUCGAUCGGGAUGAGGAAUUCCGCAGUCUUCCGAGGUACAUUCGACAUCUGAAUCAAAAGGAUUUCGAAAGUCCUAGUCCAAGGAACAGCGUAGUCAACGGGUAAGCUUCAAAAAAUCAUCAAACGUACAUAAAAAUUUUCAGAUUUAUGCCCGACGCUGUCGAUUUCAAUAGUCUACCUCGGUACAUCCGUCAGCUGGACAAGGCUAUCUGUGAUUCUACGGACGACGUGGCUUCCUAUCGAUCGGACAGGGCACUUCCCUCCUCAUCCUCGUGCAGUCAUCCUCCAACGACUUCUGAUUCGUGCACGAGCAGUCUGGCAGAAGAAACGAGAUCAGUGACGCCGAGAGAGCAAAACGGAGCACACGGAGACAUUGUCACGUCAGAGAGCCGCAACUCGAACGGUUCUGUGACAGCUCGACGAACUGCCGAGUAUCCUCCGACUACUUCUGGAUUAAAGUGACUCGCUUUAUCCCUUCGCGGAUUAAUUAAUGAAAGCGCUUUCCAGAAGUCAUUUCACAAUGGACGAGCUACGGAUGAUAGAUGAAACAGACACGGAGACUUGUGAUACUUCACGAGAGAUUGUUGAAGAAGAGGCCGAGAAGGUGUCUUAUGCAGUGAUCGCUCGACAAUACGAUAAGGAGAAUGAGAAAACGGGAACAAAUAGGAACGGGCAUGGUCCGAAGAUGACGAACGGAAGCGUGACGAUAAAAAUAGAGAAUGAGGAGAGCAGGGUCGAGAAGAUAACCAAUUCGGACAGAUGUCGUGAGUUUUUGCUCGGCUCUCCCAGUUAAAGCAAGAUUUCAGCGACACCGUACCCUCCAAAUGAUUCCGAGAGGCCGAUCAGUGAGGCAUCUUCGUGUCGCAGUCCAACUUCAGAAUGUUCUCCCCGUGAUUCGUUCUCUAAACCUCCCCGCGGCCCGGCCAAUUUCAAAGUGCCUACCAUUGAGUUCUCUCGUCUUCCUCCCCUUAUUCAACAGAUUUCACGUUCGAAACGAAGCGUGAGUUUCCUUUUCUGCCUUCCCUUGAAGCUCUUGAUUUCCAGACAUCCGUAGUAGCAACAACUGUCCGUAAUCCAGGUCAACGUCGCUUUUCCGCCUUCGCUCAACACAGUAAGUUCCUUGUGGGCCUAGUUUCCCUGUUCUUCGCGGCCACGGCCCCGCGUGCACUAAGAGCACUCGGAUGAACAUCUAUCGCUUUAUACGCCAAUUCGGGCGAAUAUCGUUGCUUCCAGGUGACCGGGGGAGGUCCGUCAGUCCUUCGUUCGAGCACUAUCAGAAUCGUUCGCUCCGUGGCUUCACUUCGGCCGCAAACCGUGAGUUUCUUCUGACUUUUACUGCCCUCGCGGCGGUCUUUCAUGAUAAACAUCACAAACGACCUUCGUCAGCAUUCUGUUUCUGUUUCUCUCGUCUGCAGGAAAGAUGUUUCUGUCAUCCGCCCUAAAAAUAGUUUCUUCCGCAAUGCUCUUUACAUCCGGAGUAAAAACAAAAACAUGCCCUUCUCUUCCUCUCCGUCAAGUAUAAAAUCAUUCCUUUUUUCAUUCCAGCCAACCGCGGAUCGUCUCGCAAUUCGUCUGUUCGGCAAGUGCCUCUUCUGCAAUUUCUGACGUCUCGCACCUCUUCAACGAAAGCGAUGUCGAAGCCGAACUCAGUGCUCGUGUACACCGGAGGAGACACCGAACUCUAUACGGAUAUCAGAACCCGUCUGACUUCUCUUCUGCCUCCAGACGAGAUCACUGUCUUCAAUGUUUCCAUUGAGGCAUUGCAAAAACAACCGUGGAUUGAGAAGUCAACUGUGAGUUGUGAAUGAAAUGAUUUGAGGUAUUUUAAACUGAUAUGAUUACAGAUCUGUGUCAUACUUGCAUCUACAAACGAACUGGAUGAUAGCGCGUGGGAGAAAAUUCAGUCGUAUUUCAAUCAGAACGGAAAGAUUAUAUUUGUGUGCCAGAAUAAGUUGCUCUCCAGCGUUGCGGGAUGUGAUUCGAGCAAAGAAAAUGCUUCGAUUCUCCGAUUCGCAUUCGGAAACCAGAGUAGCAAACUGAAAGAGACGAACAAGGACUUUGUGAAGUUCCUCGAAAAGAACAUGAAGAAGAUUCCGAAGACCGAUUCACUCAACGAAACGUUUCGUUCGAAGGAUGUCGGCGUCGGAGCUAAUUUCACUGUUGUGCUCAAGAAAGAGGCAGACGCUCCCCUGUUCCUGUACAUGCAAAACAACGGCAGUUUACAUGCUUCAGCUCUGUUCUCCGAUGCGACGACGCAAGAAUUGAUAGCUCCGAGUAAGUGUUCUUUGGAAUUUUACAAACUCUUCUAUUUGAAAUGUUUCAGACAGCAAUCUUCUGAGAGAUUCACUAAAAAGUGUGGGUGUAAACGUGAACGAGACGCAAAUUCCUCCGCUGACAAAAGGAAUUCUAAUGGCCGAGUAUGAUUCGAUGAUCGACGGAAUAUCAGGUUUACGAUUGGGAGAAGAGAUCGGAUUGGAACCACGAAUUUUUCUACGGAAAACUGAUGCCGUCGCAGAGUUCGGACUCCCGGAAGCGUCCGAGAAACUUCUGCCAAUAGAAGUUGUGAGCAGAGAUUCAGAAGCAGUAACGAGCACGGAGUUCGAUUCUAAUUUGUAUUUCAACCAACUGCAGUCGAAGAUCGGACUUGUCAUCGUGGUCGUCGAUGUGGCCACCACGACAAUGGACAUCAUUCAAAGUGUGAAUGCCGGGAUCCCUUCACUCGAGAACGUCGUCGUGGUAGCGAAUCGACAGACGCACGGGAGAGGUCGCGGUGGAAACGAAUUCAUCUCCCCACGUGGCUCCGCACUCUUCAAUUUCUCUUUCUCCAUCUUGAAGUCCAGCCGUUUAGCCAAACAUCUUCCCGUCGUCCAGCACAUCUUCUGCGUGGCACUCGUAGAAGCAGCACGAAAUCUCUCCGGCUAUCCCGACUUUCCACUUCGCAUCAAAUGGCCGAACGAUCUUUAUUACGAAAGAUCGCACAAAGUCGGAGGGAUGCUGUUGCAAUGCAAGACGAGGGACGACUCUUUCCUCGUGAGCAUCGGGUGCGGAAUGAAUGUUUCCAACCAAAAACCGACUAUCUGUUUGAAUGACAUGCUCCCGAAAGAAGCAGAAACGAAAAUUACGAGGGAGCAGCUGAUCGCGGAAACACUAAACAAAUUCACAUGUGCGUGAUUCGUACGAGUUCUCGAAAUAUCAAAUCACUUCAGAUUAUUUGAUGGACUACGAAAUAGAAGGUCCCCAACGAUUCAAAAAGAAGUACGACGAGUUCUGGCUGCAUUCGUGAGUUUCAGACAAUCUGCGAGACAUCUAAAAGUAAUAUUUUCAGACAACAAGAGGUCCUUCUCUCAGAUUUAGAUGAGCGAGUUACCAUCCGCGGAAUCGAUGACGACGGAUAUCUGCAAGUUCGAAGCAAAGCGAAUCCGGACAAGAUCUUCUCAAUUGGUGAUGACGGGAACACGUUCGACAUGAUGAAAGGACUGAUCCGUCAUAAAUACUAG